AUGAAUGAAUUAUUCGAAUGGUACGAAUCAAAUUUUAAUCAAAAUUUAAUUUUACCCAUGAACACAUACCUAUUAACACCAUCACCAAGCGAUAUGAACAUGAUGAUACCCAAUAAUUCAUGCACAAAUAAUGUUUACCUUACCUUAAAUCCGUUAUCCGUUGAAAAAAGCUGUUUAAUUGACGAAGAAGAAUAUCCAUCAUCCAUACAAUCAAAAAUGGAAUGUUUUCCGAAUAACGAACAAACUACGGAUACAAAUAAAGAAUAUAAAAAUUACAAUAUGGAAACAUUUUGUGAUACAGAUAAAAUUGAAACAAUAAAUUACGAACAGAAAAAAAAGGUAGGUUUUACAAAUGGUCAAACAAACGAAAAUAAUAUAAUUCAAAAAACAAAAACGGAAAAUUUGGAAAUGAUAAUCUCGGAGCCGAAAGAUGUUGAAAAUGUAACAUUGCAAAGAAAAAAUUCGAAAAAAAAUGUAACGAAAUCAUUUGAAAGCAGAAAACUAGUGAGAGCUGAAAGCGUUAAAAAACCAAAUGAGAAUCAAAUAUCAAAGGAAAAUUUAACACUUCGAAAAUCUAAAAGCGAUGCCGUUAUGUCAACGAAAAAACAAAAUGGCGAUACGCCAUCCGUUAAAAUUCAAUUUACAAAAGAAGGAAUUAAGUUACCUAAAUGA
Messenger RNA from Pediculus humanus corporis (human body louse), 672 nucleotides. RefSeq lists its product as uncharacterized. NCBI's taxonomy places the organism in Eukaryota, Metazoa, Arthropoda, Insecta, Psocodea, Pediculidae. The record is from RefSeq and is a predicted model, not a curated record. The transcript is spliced from 3 exons. The coding region runs from base 1 to 672 and encodes 223 amino acids.